This is a messenger RNA of Australozyma saopauloensis, 2868 nucleotides long. RefSeq names its product DNA ligase (ATP) (gene LIG4). Gene Ontology annotation, cellular component: DNA ligase IV complex. The coding region runs from base 1 to 2868 and encodes 955 amino acids. The transcript has a single exon. Gene Ontology annotation, biological process: DNA biosynthetic process; nucleotide-excision repair, DNA gap filling; DNA recombination. Gene Ontology annotation, molecular function: DNA ligase (ATP) activity; ATP binding; DNA binding. The record is from RefSeq and is a predicted model, not a curated record. NCBI's taxonomy places the organism in Eukaryota, Fungi, Ascomycota, Pichiomycetes, Serinales, Metschnikowiaceae.
AUGGCCCUGUUCCUUGACCACGUGACAGAACCUUCGAAUUUCAAUCCUUCUCCCGCUCCAUUCGACCUUUUGGUCUCGGACUUAUGGGGUAAAUUGGAGGCAACCACGUCAGAGAACAAGGGGCAGUUUCCAAGCGUGAGUGCCAAAAAGGUGAGCAUUAUAGAGUCUUUCGUAAAAACAUGGCGCACUCAUUUUGGUCAAAAUGUGUACCUGGCUGUAAGAUUGACGUUCCCUAAUAAGGAUGGUCGGAAAUACUUCAUUAAAGAUGUUGCACUAGUUAGACUAGUCACUAAACUACUCAAUUUACAAAAAGGGCUGGCAGACUAUACUAUAAUUCGUAAUUGGAAGAAGUCGUAUCAUUAUAAAGCCCGGUUAGCUGGAAACGAAGAGAGGGCCGGAGUUAGCGACCUUCCGCUUAUCAUAUCUAGAAUUGUACUGAGACGUCGCGACCAAAAUAAUGUAGUGAAAUCAUCCGUUUCGAUUGAAGAAGUCAAUAACUUGCUAGACAAAUUGACCGAAACAUCGCACGCAAAAGACCAAGUAGCCUUGUUGCAACCUUUCAUCGACAGACUCACCAUAGCCGAGGUGAGAUACUUAUUUCAGAUUAUUUUGAAGGAAUCAAUUCUCUCCUUUUUCGAAAGGAGCUUUUUUGUUGCCUGGCAUCCUGAUGCAUAUGAGUUGUUUAAGGUAUGUAAUGACAUGAAGAAGAUAUUCUGGGCACUCACUGACCCAGAAAAACGACUUAACCGGGAUCAACUCUGCGUUCAGCUCAUGUAUCAAUUCGUUCCACAAUCUUCAAAAAAAUUGGAGGUCUCGUACGAGGCUUUGUGCAAGCGGAUGGCCGCCAAGAUGUCACGAGAGGGCAAGGAUCCGAAACUUUUGCAGCAAUAUGAUUCUGAGCUGAUUGAGGAUGUGUUUCUCAUCGAAGAAAAAGUCGACGGUGAUCGAAUGCUAAUGCACAUGAACGAAGGGAAGUUUCUUUGGCAUACGCGGCGCAGAAGGGAUUACACAAUGGUUUAUGGAGAGAACUAUCACAUCGGAUCGCUAACAAAACAUUUGGUCGAUGCACUAAAUCCUGCAGUGAAAUCCAUCGUAUUGGAUGGUGAAAUGGUGGCUUGGAGCAAAGACCAGAAUGCCCUUUUGCCCUUUGGUACGCUUCGCCUGGCGGCAAUUCAAGAAGCCAUCCAACAAUUCAAUACAGUCGACGUUUAUGAGGGCAAUAACAGCUGGCCCUUUUUCCUUAUCUUCGAUAUCCUUCAUUUAAAUGGUAAGGACUUGUCACAUCUACCGUUGUUCUAUAGGAAAAGCAUAUUGGCUAAAGUGGUCAAUGAAGUCCCUCAUCGGUUUGAACUUCUCAAGUGGGUAAAGGCUAGUCUGCCGCAGGACAUAAAGGUGAACAUGCAACAGAUCGUCUCUGAUAAUAAUGAAGGCAUUAUGGUAAAGUCACUACUCCUGAAUUAUCGAGUUCACAGCCGUGAUAAUACAUGGAUCAAGGUCAAACCUGAGUAUCUCGAGAAUUUUGGCGAGAACUUAGAUCUAGUAGUAAUUGGAAAAGUUGGGAAAAUCAAAACAUCAUAUAUGUGUGGACUUCGAGAUGACGAAAAUGAAGGCUCAUAUAAACUGUUUUGUUCCGUUGCUAAUGGAUUUCUGCACGCUGUUUAUCGUCAUAUUGAGUCCAAAUUAUGCAAUUUUUGGGUCGACUACAAUGAACGUAAACCAGCAAAAGAAAUGAUGCAAUUUGGAACGAAAAAGCCAGACUACUGGAUAGACCCUGCCAACUCUGUGGUUCUCGAAAUCAAAGCCAGAUCGAUCGAGGUUACAGCAGAUACACCAUAUGCAGCGGGAUCAACACUACACAACCUUUGGUGUCGAGCUGUGAGAGAUGACAAAGGCUACGAAGAAUGCAUCAGUUUACAAGAGUACCAGGAAUUGAAAGCAAGAUAUUCCCUGGACAUAAGUAAGGUGCAGACAGUCAACCGAGACUUGAAGCGGAGACGAGAGGACUCAUUGUAUGGAAUUUUCUCCAAGCGCAACAAGAAUGAAGAAAAGUGUGAAAUGUAUGGUCUGCUGUCACUAUUCCGAGGACUACAUUUCAUCAUAGCAAACGACUACGAGAUAUCUGACAACACAUUUACUCAAGGAGAAUUGGAGCAACUUGCUUCCAACCACGGCGGCAUUACACACCUUCAUCCCAAAAAAGACGAUCUCCACGCCAAAACCAUAUUGGUUUUGAGCGACCAGGUAACUCCUCGACUUGAAAGAUGGCUAAAAGAAGGGUUCGACAUCAUUAGCCCUCGAUGGAUUUUCGACUGUCUACAAAAUAAGCAGCUAAUACCCAUCGAGCCACAAUUUGUGACUGCCAGUGAAAACCCACACUUAAUAUCUGCCAUGGCUAGUCGGACUGAUCCUUUCGGAGACAGUUACACAACUAGUUCUCUAACACCGGCGGGGUUUUUCCGGCAUUUGCGGGGUUUCGAAAUCCCCAAAUCAUUGACCGGAAAAUCCAUAGAAAGUGAGAUGUCCGAGUUGGCCCAUGCGGGGACAGUUGUGUUGGCCAACGUCUUUGGUGGCUGCAAAAUGUACAUCGCGGGGGAAGACCAGGGUGGAGAAUCUUGCGCCUCUGUCUGCAGGAUCCAACGGAGAAUCCUCCGAUUUGGUGGUUAUAUUGCGGAUAAACUCCAGGGAUGCAGUUACAUUGUAGUGCCUUCGCUGCAGGAACGCAACUUGAUAGAUGGUCUCCGUUGCCAGCUUCUGCAAGAAUACACUGAACAAAGUCGAUUGCCGUAUAUUGUAUCAGAGAAAUUUCUUGGAGCAAGUAUUGAGGCCGGGGAGUUGGCAGAUCCAGAGCAAUUCCUUGUAAAGGGAUGA